CAGGAGAGUGAGCGAGGUGCUGACGUCGCGCGGGAGGCGGAGGCGACGGCGACCUCGGCAGCGGCUACGGCGGGGACGGUAGCGCUCGCUCGCUCUCUUGGCGUCAUGGCGGAGGCCGGGAGCCGAUAAGCGGCGGGAGCGAGAGCGGGAGCGCGCGCCGGCGGAGACGACGCUGCUUACUUCAACCCCCGCCGCCUCCGGCGCGGCGCCCUGAGGAUGAACUGACUGGUCGGCGCCGCGGGGACCGCGCGUCGGAGCCGCGGUUGGGCCGCCCCCGCCCUCCCCGCACGGACGCCCGGAGCCGAGGACCCGGCGGCAGCGACCGCGGGCCCGGGCGCGGGGCAGGCCGCGACCCUGUCGGCCCCUUCGCCGCUGAGCCCACGCGUCCUCCGGUGAAUCAGAGAGGUCCCAGGAAAUUUGUGAAUGUUGAAGAGAAUUCAUCUGUGAAUUUUUUUAUAUUCGAGGAGGAGUUAGUAUUUAUAGUCAUCUUUUAAACUGGGAAGAUUUAUAUUUUAUUUUAAAACUUCCUGGUAUUUACAAUGAAUGGACACAGUGAUGAAGAAAGUGUUAGAAACAAUAGUGGUGAAUCAAGCCAGUCGGAUGAUGAUUCGGGGUCGGCUUCAGGCUCUGGCUCUGGUUCGAGCUCUGGAAGCAGUAGUGAUGGGAGCAGUAGCCGGUCAGGUAGCAGUGACUCCGACUCUGGGUCUGAGUCGGGCAGUCAGUCGGAGUCUGAGUCAGACACUUCCCGAGAAAACAAAGUGCAAGCAAAACCGCCAAAAGUUGAUGGAGCUGAGUUCUGGAAGUCUAGCCCUAGUAUUCUGGCUGUUCAGAGAUCUGCAAUGCUUAAGAAGCAGCAGCAGCAGCAGCAGCAGCAGCAGCAGCAACAGGCCUCAUCUAACAGUGGCUCAGAAGAGGAUUCCUCUAGCAGUGAAGAUUCUGAUGAUACAUCAAGUGAGGUCAAGAGGAAAAAGCAUAAAGAUGAAGAUUGGCAGAUGUCUGGGUCAGGAUCUCCAUCUCAGUCUGGUUCAGAUUCAGAAUCUGAAGAACAAGAUAAAAGUAGUUGUGAUGAGACGGAAUCUGAUUAUGAGCCAAAAAACAAAGUCAAAAGCAGAAAACCUCAAAACAGAUCUAAGUCAAAAAAUGGAAAGAAGGUUCUUGGACAAAAAAAGAGACAGAUCGAUUCAUCUGAGGAUGAUGAUGAUGAGGAGGAUUAUGAUAAUGAUAAAAGGAGCUCUCGUCGCCAGGCAACCGUCAACGUCAGCUACAAGGAGGACGAGGAGCUGAAGACAGACUCUGAUGACCUGCUGGAAGUCUGCGGGGAGGAUGUUCCUCAGCCGGAGGAGGAGGAGUUUGAAACCAUAGAGAAGUUUAUGGACUGUAGGAUUGGCAGAAGAGCAGCUACCGGUGCUACUACAACCAUCUAUGCAGUGGAGGCAGACGGCGACCCGAAUGCAGGGUUUGAUAAAGACAAGGAGCCUGGAGAGACCCAGUAUCUAAUUAAGUGGAAAGGAUGGUCCCACAUUCAUAACACUUGGGAAACAGAAGAAACUCUUAAGCAGCAGAAUGUUAGGGGAAUGAAAAAAUUGGAUAAUUAUAAGAAAAAAGAUCAGGAAACAAAAAGAUGGUUGAAAAAUGCUUCUCCAGAAGAUGUGGAGUAUUAUAAUUGCCAGCAAGAACUUACAGAUGAUCUACAUAAACAGUAUCAAAUAGUGGAACGUAUCAUUGCUCAUUCCAAUCAAAAGUCAGCAGCUGGUUAUCCUGAUUAUUACUGUAAGUGGCAGGGCCUUCCAUACUCAGAAUGUAGCUGGGAAGACGGAGCUCUCAUUUCCAAAAAGUUUCAGGCAUGCAUUGAUGAGUAUUUUAGCAGGAACCAAUCAAAAACCACUCCUUUUAAAGAUUGCAAAGUAUUAAAACAAAGGCCAAGGUUUGUAGCCUUGAAGAAGCAACCAUCCUAUAUUGGAGGACAUGAGGGUUUAGAAUUAAGAGACUAUCAACUAAAUGGUUUGAACUGGCUUGCUCACUCUUGGUGCAAAGGAAACAGUUGUAUACUUGCAGAUGAGAUGGGCCUAGGGAAGACCAUACAGACCAUCUCCUUUCUGAACUACUUGUUUCAUGAGCACCAGCUGUAUGGGCCUUUUCUGCUCGUGGUGCCCCUCUCCACUCUCACUUCCUGGCAGAGAGAGAUCCAGACGUGGGCCUCUCAGAUGAAUGCUGUGGUUUACUUAGGUGACAUUAACAGCAGAAACAUGAUAAGAACUCAUGAAUGGAUGCAUCCACAGACCAAACGAUUAAAAUUUAAUAUAUUGUUAACAACUUAUGAAAUUUUAUUGAAGGAUAAGGCAUUCCUUGGAGGUCUCAAUUGGGCAUUUAUAGGUGUUGAUGAAGCACACCGAUUAAAAAAUGACGACUCUCUUCUGUAUAAAACUCUGAUAGAUUUUAAGUCCAAUCACCGUCUCCUUAUCACUGGAACUCCUCUACAAAACUCCCUCAAGGAACUCUGGUCUUUGCUACAUUUCAUUAUGCCAGAAAAGUUUUCUUCCUGGGAAGAUUUUGAGGAAGAACAUGGCAAAGGCAGAGAAUAUGGCUAUGCGAGCCUCCACAAGGAGCUCGAGCCGUUCUUGUUACGGCGUGUUAAGAAGGACGUGGAAAAAUCUCUUCCUGCCAAAGUGGAGCAGAUUUUAAGAAUGGAAAUGAGUGCUUUACAGAAACAAUAUUACAAGUGGAUUUUAACUAGGAAUUACAAAGCCCUCAGCAAAGGUUCCAAGGGCAGUACCUCAGGCUUUUUGAACAUUAUGAUGGAGCUAAAGAAAUGUUGUAACCAUUGCUACCUCAUUAAACCACCAGAUAAUAAUGAAUUCUAUAAUAAACAGGAGGCCUUACAACACUUAAUUCGUAGUAGCGGAAAACUAAUUCUUCUUGACAAGCUGUUAAUUCGCCUGAGAGAACGAGGCAGCCGAGUGCUGAUCUUCUCUCAGAUGGUGCGGAUGUUAGACAUACUCGCCGAGUAUUUGAAGUACCGCCAGUUUCCCUUUCAAAGAUUAGAUGGAUCAAUAAAAGGAGAACUGAGGAAACAAGCUCUAGAUCAUUUUAAUGCUGAGGGAUCAGAGGAUUUCUGCUUUUUGCUUUCCACGAGAGCUGGAGGUCUAGGGAUUAAUUUAGCCUCUGCUGACACUGUUGUUAUAUUUGAUUCUGAUUGGAAUCCACAGAAUGAUCUUCAGGCACAGGCUAGAGCUCAUCGAAUUGGGCAAAAAAAGCAGGUGAAUAUUUAUCGUCUAGUUACAAAGGGAUCAGUUGAAGAAGAUAUUCUUGAAAGGGCCAAAAAGAAGAUGGUUUUAGAUCAUCUUGUGAUUCAGAGGAUGGACACAACUGGGAAGACAGUGCUGCACACGGGCUCUGCCCCAUCAAGUUCUACUCCUUUUAAUAAAGAAGAGUUAUCAGCCAUUUUAAAGUUUGGUGCUGAGGAACUUUUUAAGGAGCCUGAAGGUGAAGAACAAGAGCCCCAGGAAAUGGAUAUAGAUGAAAUCUUGAAGAGGGCUGAAACCCAUGAGAAUGAACCAGGCCCUUUAACUGUGGGUGACGAAUUGCUUUCCCAGUUCAAGGUUGCCAACUUUUCAAAUAUGGAUGAGGAUGACAUUGAGUUGGAACCUGAAAGAAACUCAAAGAAUUGGGAGGAAAUCAUUCCAGAAGAUCAAAGACGACGGUUGGAAGAAGAGGAGAGACAGAAGGAACUUGAAGAAAUCUAUAUGCUUCCAAGAAUGAGGAAUUGUGCAAAACAGAUUAGCUUCAAUGGAAGUGAGGGGAGGCGCAGCAGAAGCAGAAGGUGCUCCGGGUCCGACAGUGACUCUGCCUCAGAGAGAAGGAGGCCCAAGAAGCGUGGACGACCACGGACCAUCCCGCGGGAGAAUAUUAAAGGAUUUAGUGAUGCCGAAAUUAGGCGGUUUAUCAAGAGCUAUAAGAAAUUUGGUGGCCCUCUAGAAAGAUUAGAUGCAAUUGCUCGAGAUGCUGAGUUGGUUGAUAAGUCAGAAACAGACCUGAGACGAUUAGGAGAAUUGGUACACAAUGGUUGUAUUAAAGCUUUAAAGGAUAAUUCUUCAGGAACAGAACGAACAGGUGGUAGACUUGGAAAAGUGAAGGGUCCAACAUUCCGCAUAUCAGGAGUACAGGUGAACGCCAAGUUAGUCAUUGCCCAUGAAGACGAAUUGAUACCUUUGCACAAAUCCAUUCCUUCAGACCCAGAAGAAAGAAAGCAGUAUACUAUUCCAUGUCACACAAAACCAGCUCAUUUUGAUAUAGACUGGGGCAAAGAAGAUGACUCUAAUUUGCUAAUUGGUAUCUAUGAAUAUGGAUAUGGAAGCUGGGAAAUGAUUAAAAUGGAUCCUGACCUCAGUCUGACACACAAGAUUCUUCCAGAUGACCCUGAUAAAAAGCCACAAGCAAAGCAGUUGCAGACACGUGCAGACUACCUCAUCAAAUUGCUCAGUAGAGGCCUCGCAAAAAAAGAAGCUCUGAGGCUUUCUGGUGCAGGAGGUUCAAAGAAGAAAAAAGCAACAGCUAAGAAGAAUAAAGCAAUGAAAUCUAUAAAAGUAAAAGAGGAAAUGAAGAGUGAUUCUUCUCUGCCUUCAGACAAGUCCGAUGAAGAUGAUGAUAAGGAUGAAAUCACUUCUGUGAAACAUCCAAAUAAAAAAAUUAAAACAGAAAGAGACAGUGAAGAAAAACCUGAGCCAGAUGUUUGUAUAAAGAAGGAACCAGAAGAAAAGAGGGAAGCAAAAGAAAAGGAAAAUAAAAAAGAACUUAAAAGGGAGAUGAAAGGAAAAGAGGAUAAGAAAGAUAUAAAGGAAAAAGAUUGUAAAGAAAAAAGAGAAAACAAGGUAAAAGAAGCUAUGCAGAAAGAAAAAGACAUGAAGGAAGAAAAGUUGAGUGAGUCCAAGUCUGACAGUAAGGAAAGAUCUAAGAAAUCUGUAGCGUCAGAUGCUCCUGUUCACAUCACUGCUGGUGGAGAACCUGUCCCCAUAUCUGAAGAGUCUGAAGAGUUGGACCAGAAAACAUUCAGCAUUUGUAAAGAAAGAAUGAGGCCUGUCAAAGCAGCUUUGAAACAACUUGACAGGCCUGAGAAAGGCCUUUCAGAAAGAGAGCAGCUGGAGCACACCAGACAGUGCCUGAUCAAGAUCGGAGACCACAUCACGGAGUGUCUGAGGGAGUACCCCAGUCCUGAGCAGGUGAAGCAGUGGAGAAAAAACCUGUGGAUUUUUGUAUCUAAGUUUACUGAGUUUGAUGCAAGAAAAUUACAUAAAUUAUAUAAGCAUGCUAUUAAAAAACGGCAAGAAUCUCAGCAACAUGGUGAUCAGAACAGCAGCUUGAAUGCUCAUAUGAUUAGAAAUCCAGAUGUGGACAGAUUAAAAGAGAAUGCAAAUCACGAUGACAGCAGCAGGGACAGUUACUCUUCAGACAGACACUCGUCUCAGGGCCACGACCGGCACAAAGACCGGCACCAAGGAGACUCGUACAAGAAGAGCGAGUCCAGGAAGCGGCCCUAUUCCUCCUUUAGUAAUGGCAAAGACCAUCGGGAGUGGGGGCACUACAAGCAGGACAGCAGAUAUUACAGUGACAGAGAAAAACACAGAAAACUGGAUGAUCACAGGAGUAGAGACCACAGGCCAAAUUUGGAAGGAAGUUUAAAAGACAGAUCUCAUUCUGAUCAUCGGUCUCAUUCAGACCAUCGGUUACAUUCAGACCACAGGCCAAGUUCUGAAUAUACACACCAUAAAUCUUCCAGGGAUUAUAGGUAUCACUCAGAUUGGCAAAUGGACCACAGAGCUUCCAGCAGUGGCCCCAGGUCACCACUAGAUCAGAGGUCUCCUUAUGGCUCCAGAUCUCCGUUUGAACAUUCAGUUGAACACAAAAGUACGCCUGAGCAUACCUGGAGCAGUCGGAAGACGUAACAAACACUGAUACUUCGUCUUUCUGGACUUUUCUUUUAGCCAUAUAUCCUAAACCAACACAGUGAUUGCCUUACAUGACUUGAACGAUAUGAGCAGAUCUUCUAUCAGUAGCAGUAUCGUUACUUCUUUCCAGGAUGCAAGGUCUAUCAUCCCAACAGAAGAGAAAAUAUUUUUAUAUUUAAGGAUAAUGCUGCACUGUACUACAAAUACUGUAGUACUUUUUUUUUUUUCUUUUUUAAAGAAAUGGAAAAUGUUUACUAUUACAGGGACCUCAACACUGCCCUCACAUAUAGGCUGGAUAAAACUGUUUUUAAGUCAGUAUUUUAGACUGACCUCCAUUUAAAUUAUGUUUAUAUAUGAACUUUUACUCUGCCCUGUGAUCAUGUUUCAGGAAGGAAUGAAAGAGAGUUCUUUCUUAAUAAAGAGAAACACUCAAGGACUUUGUUCACUUUCCAAAGCUACUUGUUUACAUUGUACACUGCGACCACCUUGCCGCUUUUCAUCACAAGCUUGAAUAUUUAAAUUCUGUACUUAUAUCUGUAAAAUAGCCAGGAAUUUUCUGUUUGUGAUCUAUUAUUAUGCCUUUUUACAAAAGAAAAAAUGGCUGUAAAUUAUUGUAAAUGGAUUAAAUGAACUUUCCUUAGUUAUUUCCCCUUCUCAGGCUUUUUUUGACUGUUCCUUUCCCUACCAACUCAGGCAUUCUUAUUAAAAAAAAAAAAAAAAAAGAAAGAAAAAGAAAAAUCAGUGUAAUAACACUUUUUAAUGAUUUGUCUUGAUGGAAUCAUUGUUUAGAAUGUAAAAAUGGGGAAAGGGGCCACUUAAUUCCAUUAGUCCUCUUUUAUAUUGAAUAUUUUAUUACAUGUUAUUUCUUCCCCCUUUUUCUUUUUUAGUCAAUAUUGUGUUUGUAGUUUUUUUUAAAUCGUGAGAUAAUAUGUAAAAUCUAAACUGCAUGCUCUGAAAACUUUUUUUUUCAGAUGCAUUUGGUUUAUAAGGGUAGGUGUAUGAACACUCAAAAUCCAAAUGGCCAAAAGUUACUGUAAAUCCAUUUGUUUUCCCUCUCACAUGGGCAAUAAUGUCAAAUGUGCUAUGCAGCCAGGUUAACAUUUUAGAUAAACUUGAUCGACUUUUAAUAUAAAAUGUUACAAUGCACACUGAUUGUAUAUAAAAACCUUAUAUAUGACAAAUUAAAUUUAAGAAAAAGGA
Messenger RNA from Nycticebus coucang (slow loris), 7142 nucleotides. It is a transcript of the gene CHD1, whose product is annotated as chromodomain helicase DNA binding protein 1. Gene Ontology annotation, molecular function: ATP-dependent chromatin remodeler activity; ATP hydrolysis activity; histone binding. Gene Ontology annotation, cellular component: nucleus; chromatin. Bases 540 to 5939 code for a protein of 1799 amino acids. The transcript is spliced from 37 exons. NCBI's taxonomy places the organism in Eukaryota, Metazoa, Chordata, Mammalia, Primates, Lorisidae. The record is from RefSeq and is a predicted model, not a curated record. Gene Ontology annotation, biological process: nucleosome organization; regulation of transcription by RNA polymerase II.